Messenger RNA from Ananas comosus (pineapple), 1699 nucleotides. RefSeq names its product 2-oxoisovalerate dehydrogenase subunit alpha 2, mitochondrial-like. Gene Ontology annotation, biological process: branched-chain amino acid catabolic process. Gene Ontology annotation, molecular function: oxidoreductase activity, acting on the aldehyde or oxo group of donors, disulfide as acceptor. The coding region runs from base 42 to 1475 and encodes 477 amino acids. The transcript has 9 exons. The record is from RefSeq and is a predicted model, not a curated record. NCBI's taxonomy places the organism in Eukaryota, Viridiplantae, Streptophyta, Magnoliopsida, Poales, Bromeliaceae.
UCUCUCUCUCUCUUCUCUCUAUCUCGCUCGCUUGUUCGGCAAUGGUGCUGUGGCUCGCGAGAUCGAGGUUGUCGCACCAAUUCGGCGUCAGAAUCGGCGCCGUCGACGCUCUGAGGCGGAGCCUGCUUUGGGCUCCGUCGCCCUCUCCAUCGAAUCCGACCCCGACCCCUUCUUCCCACCCGAGGCGCGGCGAUCGAUGUGGGGGUAGGGUUUUUGGCGAUCGGAGGCCUCUUUGCUCCGCUCCGAGUGUCGGGUCGAGCGACGAAGGGGAGGAUCCUCGCGAUAAUCGGGUAUUGGAUUUUCCCGGCGGAAAGGUUACAUUCAUUGCAGAAAUGAGAUUUCUUUCUGAGUCCCCAGUUGAGCGAGUCAACUGCUAUCGUGUUCUCGAUGACGAUGGACAAACAAUAUCUGGCUGUAAGUUUCAAGAGGUAAGCAAGGAAGUUGCUUUGAAAAUGUACAAUGACAUGGUCACUCUCCAAGUCAUGGACACUAUCUUCUACGAAGCACAGCGACAAGGAAGAAUCUCCUUUUACCUUACUUCCAUUGGUGAAGAGGCAAUCAACAUCGCAUCAGCUGCUGCACUUAGCUUGGAUGAUAUUGUCCUCCCACAGUACAGGGAGCCUGGAGUCCUUUUAUGGCGCGGCUUCACCCUUCAAGAAUUCGCCAACCAGUGCUUUGGAAAUAAGUCUGACUAUGGAAAAGGGCGACAGAUGCCAAUUCAUUAUGGAUCGAACCAGCUGAACUACUUCACAGUUUCAUCCCCUAUAGCUACACAGCUCCCUCAUGCUGCUGGAGCAGCUUACUCCCUCAAGAUGGAGAAGAAGAAUGCAUGUGUUAUUACCUAUUUUGGCGAUGGUGGCACCAGCGAGGGAGAUUUCCAUGCCGCAUUAAACUUUGCUGCUGUGAUGGAGGUCCCAGUAAUAUUCUUUUGCCGUAACAAUGGUUGGGCAAUCAGUACCCCGACAACAGAACAAUUUCGAAGUGAUGGUGCUGUUAUUCGUGGCCAGGCUUAUGGGAUGCGAAGCAUCCGUGUAGAUGGAAACGACGCUCUUGCGGUUUAUAGUGCAGUGCAUGCUGCCCGUGAGAUGGCUAUAAGUGAAUGUAGACCCAUUUUAGUAGAGGCCCUAACUUAUAGAGUGGGCCAUCACUCCACAUCGGAUGACUCGACCAAGUACCGGCCAAUUCACGAGAUAGAGCACUGGAGAACGGCACGAGAUCCAAUCUCGAGAUACAGAAAAUGGAUCGAAAGGAACGGCUGGUGGUGUGAUGCAACGGAAUCAGAACUUCGAAGCCAAGUGAGGAAGGAGCUAUUGCAAGCUAUUCAGGUUGCAGAGAGGGUGGAGAAACCGCCGCUGUCUGAUUUAUUUACGGAUGUUUACGAUCGAGUUCCUUCCAACCUAAUCGAACAAGAGAAGUCGCUUCGCGAGACGGUUAAAAAGCAUCCUGGGGAUUACCCACCUGAUGUACCUGUUUAGGGGAAUCGAUUUGGUAAUGCUUAUAUUCAAUCUCACCAACCCCCUAUUACUAAAUGAUCAAUAAAGGCCAUGUGGUGCAUAUAGGUAUAUAGUCAUCUGUGGAUUAAUUUGGUGAAUAAUGAAAAUUAAACGUCGAGAAAUGAAGUAUUUAAAGAGGCCUAUUUUAGGAGCUCUAAAUCCUUGUAUGUUUCUAUGAGCUGAGUGAAUCUCUCUCUCUCUCUCUC